AUGGAGAAAAUCAAUAUCACUUUAUUUUUAAUUUGUUUACUUGUUGGUGUUGCACACUCCAAACCAAUUAUUGGUGAAAAGCAAGCCCUCACUUGGUGCAUUGCGCAAGCAAAAGUGCCCGAUUACAAGUUCCAAGCAUUUCUAGACUACGCCUGCGGAAUUAUCGACUGCUCAGCCAUUCAACCAGGUGGUCCUUGUUCUUUUUCCGAUGCGGGACAUAGUCAACAAUUGCAGGUUCGUGCAGAUUACGCUUUGAAUCAAUACUACAAGGGGAAAGGUACAUGCAAUACGGAUAUCGGCAUGAUCAUAACGUUUAAUCCUUCACACGGAAACUGCAUAUUUCAAUGA
Molecule: messenger RNA, 348 nt
Organism: Erythranthe guttata (spotted monkey flower)
Lineage: Eukaryota; Viridiplantae; Streptophyta; Magnoliopsida; Lamiales; Phrymaceae
Product: glucan endo-1,3-beta-glucosidase 12
Source: RefSeq, a predicted model, not a curated record